Messenger RNA from Symbiodinium necroappetens, 1716 nucleotides. The record is from the annotation of a GenBank genome assembly. NCBI's taxonomy places the organism in Eukaryota, Dinophyceae, Suessiales, Symbiodiniaceae.
AUGGUGCACCUCUUGGCGCCCUUGCCCUAUGCGGCCGAAGCGGCCUGGCUCAUGCUGCUGCUGUACAUCAGCAAGGUCCAAGAACAGGAAGGUGGAGCGACGCUUCCGACCGGGUUCCGGUCAGUGAUGUACAUCGACGUCUUCGGCUGGAUCAAACGAGCCCGCGCUCAGAAGGAGGGCCAGGCCAGCCCCUGGGAACCGCGGGUGUCCGAAGAGACACGCCGCCUCCCGUCCCCUGCAGAGGCUGCAGUGCCUCAGCCGGGACGAGGUCCAGCACUGGAUGCUGUACACUACGAUGGCAGCAUCUUGAAAGGCCCAGCUCCGCGGCGGCCAGAGCUGCUGCCAGGCGCUGCCAAGCCUCCUCCAGAGACCUUAGCCACUAAAGAAAUGUUCGAUCCGACAACUUUUGUCCCGAGGGAGAAGGAUGGACAGCAUGCGAAUCACGCAGAGGACAUCCACCCUUACCUGAAGCCGGGUGUAGUGCCCUGGAGAAUCUUCUGCUCAGCGACCACGUUGCUUCUGGUCCUCUGGUGGAUCUCCGGAGUGCUUGUCCUGCUUCAGUCUUCUGGAUGGUCUGCGCUGCGCGUCUCGCCGCUUCUCCAUGACUCGGAGGAGGGGCCUGCGCCAAUCGAGCAAACGCAGACGGCAUCCUUUUUGCUGGAAGAGGUCAGAAUCCAGCCAAAUCCCAUUGCUGAGUCCUUGCAUGGAGAGCACGUCGCCACAUUCUGGCCUCCAGGAGCCUCUCCGAGGCACCUCUCCUGUGCAUCGGCAGAUGGAGCCGUGCGCUUCGCCGCCAGCAGUCGGUUCGGCCUUUUCGAGGCAACGCUGAACACUGGCCUGAAGAGCAAUGCCAGCAACCCCGGCAACUCCAGCGCCGAAUUCCAUUUCGCUCCUGUCUGUGAUGAUUUGGAAGGUGAGGCGCUGCAGGACCUCAGCCUGUUAUGCAGUGGCCACGACUGCCACGCGCAGGUGCUGCACCGCCAAGGCCAGCGCCUGGCGAGUUGUGCACUGGGCGCCGCGGCUCGGGCUCCGGAGGCUGUGAUGUCACUGGGUGACACCUGGCUGGGUCAGGGAGAUGCAGCCCGCGACGAGUCCCAGGAGGAGGUUUCAUCCCUCGCCAUGAUGGAUCGCUGCAUUAGCGGUUCAGAGCGUUGCGCCUACGCAGAGACCACGGGUGGGCGUCUGGUGGAGCUCAAGUCUGGACUGGUGCAAGGCUCUGUGGACUGGUUGCCGACCCGAGUUCUUCUAGCAGAUGUUGGUCGUGCAGCGAUGCGGAAAGGCGCCGCUCUCCACACGCUUGGCGACCGCUAUUUAGCAAUGUUGGUGACUGGAGGGAGGGAGCUGCGCGUCUUCGACCUCCGCCAGUCAGGCAAGAUGGUGCAGAGAUAUCCUCUGCCAGCGCAGAAGCAGUGGAGCUCCAUGUGCAGUGCGGGCAGCAACCUCUAUCUGCUAUCAGAGGACCGGGCAGAGGCCGCGCAGAUCUUCCGCUUCCCGCUCCCACAGUCCUUAUUGCCUCCUGCACAAACGAAGCCAGCUGUGCUUUCGGAGAAGGUCAAAGCUGCACCGACGCAGCCUCCAAUGACCUUGGCAUCCGCAUACACGCAGCCCAAGGAGGAGCUAUUGGAGAAUGCCAAAGCAAGCGAUGUGUUCGGUACCGUGCCACUCUUCGCGGCAAAGCGAGUUGCCUUGCAACAGCAGCAGGACCGCGGGGCCUAG